AUGGCUGAAAUAAAUUCUAAUAGAAUCGAAUCAUCUUUAGAUCAACAACGAAUAUUAAUUACUGGUGUUUCAGGAUUAAUAGGAAGAAUUUUAUUUAAUUAUUUAACUACAAAGUAUCAAGUCUUUGGACUGGAUCAACAUACAAAUAUAUCGCCAAAGUAUCAGUUAGAAUACCGUGAUCCUAUUGAAGCCAAACCAAUCUUACCACUUCCAUUAGAUAAAUUCUUUCAAUGUGAUAUUACUGAUCGAAUAAAAUUGCAUAAAAUUAUUCAAGAACAAAAAAUUGAAAUUAUUAUUCAUCUAGCAGCUAUAGGUGAGACUGAUCCUGAUAUUGAAAAGAUUUCACGUGUUAAUAUUGAAGGAACAAAAAAUGUCUUUGAAGCACCGGGUGUUCGACGUAUUAUAUAUGCGAGUUCAGUCAUGACAGUUUUUGGUUAUCUUACUCGUGAACCAUAUCUUUCAAUUAUGAAUGACACUUUUGAUGAUACAACGAUGUUAAAAGAUCUUCGAAAGCUUACUAUUGCAGAUGAUUCGCCUUUACCGGAUCUUCAAACACCAGGAAACAUAGCAUAUAGUCAAAGUAAAAUUAUUGGUGAACAAAUGGCUACUGAUAUAGUUAAGAAUAGUUCCAAAUCUAUUAUUUGUGCUCGUUUUGGAUGGGUUAAUGUAUAUGAUCAACCUGGAACAACGUGGGCUCGAACUGUAUGGUUUAGUCAUCGUGAUGUUUGUUUGUUUAUUGAUAAGGCAUUACAAGCUCCUCUAUAUAUUAGUGGGACAUAUUUUGCUAUGUCGAAUAAUCAUCGUCUUUGGGUCGAUUUAGAUGAUGCAAAACGAGACUUUGGCUUUGUACCACAAGAUGCAGCUGAAAAACUAUAA
Molecule: messenger RNA, 876 nt
Organism: Rotaria sordida
Lineage: Eukaryota; Metazoa; Rotifera; Eurotatoria; Philodinida; Philodinidae
Source: the annotation of a GenBank genome assembly